UUUUGGUCUGCUAACGCUUGACAGGCCGGUGGCGAGAGGAAUAAUUCUUCUAUUAUUCCCAUCGGAGACCAAAUUCCAUAUUAAAAUUGUGUUAAUGAAGUGACCAGUGCAUUGUUAAACAUGGCUAGAUACGGUCAGAGACCGGAGAAUGCUCUCAAACGAGCAAAUGAGUUCAUGGACUUGGAUAAGCCCGCUAGGGCACUUGACACCUUGCAAGAGGUGUUUAGGAAUAAAAAAUGGGCCUAUAACUGGUCCGAAUCUGUUUUGGAGCCUAUAAUGUUCAAGUAUUUGGAACUAUGUGUGGAUCUUCGCAAGUCGCAUAUAGCGAAGGAAGGUCUGUUCCAGUACAGGAAUAUGUUUCAGUCGGUGAAUGUUGGGUCAUUGGAACAGGUCAUAAGGGGUUACUUACGUAUGGCAGAAGAGCGGACAGAGGCUGCAAGACAGCAAUCAACGCAAGCUGUCAUUGACACUGAUGACCUGGACAAUUUGGCUACACCUGAGAGCAUUCUUCUAAGUGCUGUGUCAGGAGAAGAUGCACAAGAUCGUUCAGACAGAACAAUACUUACUCCAUGGGUAAAAUUCCUUUGGGAGUCAUACUGCCAGUGCCUGGAACUGCUGCGUACCAAUGCCCAUGUGGAGACUCUGUACCAUGACAUUGCACGCAUGGCAUUCCAGUUCUGCUUGAAGUAUUCUCGCAAAACUGAGUUCAGGAAGCUUUGCGACAAGCUGCGUAAACAUCUUGAAGACAUUUGCAAGCCCAAUGUACAAACUGGCAAUGUCAGCAUUUCUAAGCCUGAAACUCAGCAGCUCAAUCUUGAGACUCGUCUCUUCCAGCUGGAUAGUGCUAUUCAGAUGGAGUUGUGGCAGGAAGCAUACAAAGCAAUUGAAGACAUCCACAACCUCAUGAACAUGUCCAAAAAGACCCCCGUGGCAAAGACCAUGGCCAAUUACUAUGGCAAGCUGGCUCUUGUCUUCUGGAAAGCUGGCCACUGUCUGUUCCACGCUGCUGCGCUUUUGAAGCUCUUCCAGCUAUCUAGGGAGAUGAAGAAGAAUAUCACCCAAGAGGAAUUGCAGAAAAUGGCCUGUCGAGUGUUAGUAGCGGUGCUCUCAGUGCCCCUCCCGUCUCUGCACCCCGAGUUUGAUCGUUUCGUCGAGACCGACAAGAGUCCAGUGGAGAAGGCGCAAAGGCUGGCCGUUCUACUCGGCUUAGCGCAGCCACCCACCAGGGCCAGCUUGUUGAAAGAUGUGGUGCGUCUUAACGUGGUGGCUCUCGCGUCACCGCAGUUGCAGCAACUCUACUCCUGGUUGGAGAUCGAGUUUGAUCCCCUCACUAUUUGCGCUAAUGUGCAGAACGUCAUCAAGUCGCUGCAAGAGGACCCCAACUCCCCGCUCGCCCAGUACACCACAGCGCUCACAGACGUGGCCCUAGUCCGUCUGAUCCGCCAGCUGGCGCAGUGCUACGAUUGCAUCGAGUUCUCUCGCCUGCUGGAGCUGGCCGGCACCGACAACCUGUUCCACCUCGAGCGGCUGCUCGUCGACUGCGUGCGCCAUAACGAUAUGCAGAUACGCGUCGAUCACGCUAACAAAUGCGUGCACUUCGGCGUGGAGGCGGGCGGUGGUGAGUGGUGCUCCGCCGCCGACGAGGCUUGCGGUGGCGCCAUCUUGCAGGCCACUCCUGCUGAACAAGUGCGCGAGCAGCUGGUGCGCGCGGCGGAGGUGCUGUCGCGCGCGGUGGCGGCGCUGUUCCCGGCGCGGCGGCGCGCCGAGCGGGAGCGCGCGCGCGCCGCGCUGGUGCAGCACUACCACGAGAACAAGCACGCCGAGCACCACCGCGUGCUGCAGCGCCACAAGAUCAUCGAGGAGCGCAAGGAGUACAUCGAGCGGCUCAACACCGUGCGCGAGGAGGAGGAGCUGCGCCGCCAAGAGGAGCAGCUGCGCGCCGCCGCGGCCGCCGAGGCGAAGCGCCAGGAGCAGGAGCGCGAGGAGCGCGAGCGCAAGCGGCACGCGUCCGAGCUGGCGGCCAUGCGCGAGCGGCACCUGCGCGAGCGCAUCGCGCACAUCUCGCAGACCAUGCACGGCAAGAAGGUGCUGCAGAAGCUGGAUGAGGAGGAUCUGAAGAAGAUGGACGCCGAGGCGAUCGCCCAGCGGGAGGCUGAGGAAUUGAUGAAGGAGCGCCGUGAGCUGCAGGCACGACUCAAGUCGCAGGAGAAGAAGGUGGAUUACUUCGAACGCGCUAAACGUUUGGAAGAAAUCCCUCUGCUGCAGAAGAGCCUGGAAGAGAAGCAGGUCCAGGAUAAGGCGUUCUGGGAGCAACAGGAGAAAGAGCGCAUACAACAACUCAUUGAGGCGCGCACCCGCGACGUGGCGACGCAGGCGCGGCUGGUGCGCAUGCACGCGCACCGCGACGAGUUCAUGGCGCGGCUGCGCUCGGAGCGCGGCGCCGCCUACACCAGCCGCCUGGCCGACUUCCAGGCGCAGCUGGCCGCGCAGCGCGACGUGCGCCUCGAGAAGCGCCGCAAGGCGCGCGUCGAGGCGCGCCGCCAGGAGUGGGUCGCGGAGAAGAAGCGCCAAGAGGAGGCGGCGGCGGAGGAGGCGCGGCGCCUGAAGGAGGAGGAGGAGCGGCGCGAGCGGGAGGAGCGCGAGCGCCGCCGCCAGGAGGAGCUCGCCGCGUUACGCGAGAAGAAGGAGAAGGAGGAGAGGGAGCACGCGGAGAUGUUGGCCCGCGUGCAGGCGAAGGCGCGCGCCAAGGAAGAGGAGAUCACGCGCAAGCUGGAGGAGCAGAAGGCGGCCGCUCAGUCGCUGUGGCGGCGCCCCAAGGCCGAAGAGAAGAAGGAGCCGUGGAGGCCGUCUCGUGCCGCCGCGGCUCCCGGAGAGAGGCCUGAGCGACCCGCAGAGAGGCAGCCCGGAGACGACCGACCACCUAGAGAUGACAGCCGACGCGAUGAUAGAGCUCGCGAUACUCGCCCUCCAAGGGAAGAGAGACCCAGAGAAGACAGGCCAAGAGAUGAAAGGCCAAGAGAUGAAAGACCAAGAGACGAGAGACCAAGGGACGAAAGACCAAGGGAUGAGAGGCCAAGGGAUGAAAGACCAAGAGAUGACAGACCCAAGGAUGAAGGUGGCUGGAGGUCUGCUAACAAGGCACCGGAGCCUGAGAGGGCGCGCUACGCGGGCCGCUCCAGCGGGCCGCCGGCCGGCGACGCGAGCAGCUGGCGCCGCGGGCCCGCCGAGCCGCCGCCCUCCUCCGCUGAGCGCACAGCGAUGUGGAGGUCGAAGGACUCCGGCCGUGAUGACCGCCGCGACGACCGCUACCGCGACGCACCGCGUGACCGUGACCGCGAAGGCGGCUUCCGUGACCGUGACGGCGGACGUGACCGUGACGGUGGCCGUGACCGCUUCCCACCGCGGCGCGACGACCGUGACGGACCGAGGAGGGAUGAUCGUGAUGGUCCCCGCCGCGAUGACCGUGACGGACCGCGGCGUGAUGACCGUGACCGUGACGGGCCGCGACGCGACGACCGUGACCGGCGCCCGGCACCACGCAGAGAUGAGAAACCACGCGACGACGACAAAUGGCAACACGUCACAAAGCGCUAGAGGCGGCCGAGCCGAGCGCAGCAUCCGACUAUCGUUUAUACCUAUUAUUAUACAUUAUACAAUUAUACAGUAUAAGUGUGCAUAUUAUAUAGUUUGCUGUGGGGUAGGGCGAGUCGAUGUUAUUCAGUUUUUGUCAUACUUUUCAACCAAACU
Molecule: messenger RNA, 3747 nt
Organism: Zerene cesonia (dogface butterfly)
Lineage: Eukaryota; Metazoa; Arthropoda; Insecta; Lepidoptera; Pieridae
Gene: eIF3a
Product: eukaryotic translation initiation factor 3 subunit A
Exons: 23
Coding region: 121-3594 (1157 amino acids)
Biological process (GO): formation of cytoplasmic translation initiation complex; translation reinitiation
Cellular component (GO): eukaryotic translation initiation factor 3 complex, eIF3m; multi-eIF complex; eukaryotic translation initiation factor 3 complex, eIF3e
Molecular function (GO): mRNA binding; translation initiation factor activity
Source: RefSeq, a predicted model, not a curated record